AUGGAAAACUCUUCUUCCUUUUCCUCACUGCGAUUCUCGCUGAUCUUUGCGAUCUUGUUCACCGCCAUGCUUUCUGGUGUCAAGGUUACUACUGCUACUGAAAUUGGAGUUACAUUCACCAACCCGAUGACACCACCACCGCCACCUCCACAUGAUCUUCAAGAACAUUCGUUCUUCUCUCAUACUGCAUUGCUUCCUCCGAUCUUGUCUCAUCUCGGUUUCCACGAGCUUGCAACCGCGGCUCCGUCACUCUCUGACGCCGCAGCUACUGCUUCAUCGGCUUGGACCGGUCCUUCAACGAUUUUCGCUCCCUCCGAUGCGUCUCUGCAAACUUGCUUUUCUUGCUCUGUUCCGAAUCUUCUCCGUGAACACAUUGUUCCAGGUUUGUUUACCAUCGAGUAUUUGCGGAGACUUGCUUUUGGUACCAAGAUCGAGACGCUUAGUCCUGGCCGUUGCAUAACCGUCACUUCUAAUUCCGUUCAUCCGAACAUCAGUACCGGCGUCGAUGCGAAGGUUUUCAUCGGAGGUGUGGAGAUCACGCAGCCGGAUCUAUUCAACAACGGAAUGAUUGUGGUUCACGGUAUUCAAGGUUUUGUCUCUACGCUAUCUCCUUUUUCUUGCGACGUAGAGAGAAUGACUUCACUCUCCUUCCCGUUCCAUCCGGAUCACCGUUCCAGUCCUCAUGUCCACACUCCCGGUACCGGUGCUACGGUGCUUCCUGCUAUAAUGCGCCUCAUGCUAAGGGAUGCAAUGCUCAGGCUUCGUAAUAACGGUUUCAGCAUCCUCUCACUCGCUAUGAAGGUAAAAUACGCAGAACUCAUAACUCUCAGCAACAUGACUAUUUUCGCCGUGGACGAUCUUUCCAUAUUUUCCGGUUCUCAGUCAUACAUUAGCAAUGUGAGAUUCCAUAUCGUACCGAACCAUUACUUAUCGAUAUCGGAUCUUGAGAAGCUUCCGGUUGGUACUGCUCUGCCUACAUUGGAACGAGGACAACCGCUUCUGAUCACAACCGCCGGUGGAGGAGUGACAUUGGCGCCGAUGAGAAUUAACUAUGUGAGAGUUAAAGUUGCUGACGCCAUCCGCAAUGUGAAGAUAGUUGUGCACAGUGUGUAUUUGCCAUUUCCGCAUAUCAAUCCUGUUGCGGCUGCUUAUGACUCUAUCUUAGGAGGUGAAGGACAAGGAGCAUCGGAAGGUGCCGGAGCGGCUACUACUGUAUCAGAUUCUUCCGGUCAGGCGACGGACGGAAUCUGCUCUGCUCUUGAUGGACGUGGUGGUUGUGCUGCUAGUGUCACUACUGCAGCAGGUAUGUCUCCUAUGCCUCAGGUCAUUCCUCAAGCCAUGCCUCAGGUCAUGCCUCAGAUGCCUCAGGUCAAGCCAAUGGUGGAGAUUGAAGAUCACCAUGGCCUGUGAGUGUGAUGCUGAUGAUGAAGAUCACGGUUUAUACUUCUUUCUCUGUUGAAGUGAAACUGUGAAAUUUGUAGUUAGUUCACACUGUUAUCCAUUUACUGUUGUUCAAUUCAUUUUAGUUUGUAAUGCACUUGUUUCUCUGCUGAAGUGAAACUCUAGCAUUUGUAGUUCGUUCACAUUGUUAUCCAUUUACUGUGUAUGUUGAUUAGUUCUUUUUAAUUCUUCAAUAAAAUUUUGUGGAUUUUGUCGUUA
Messenger RNA from Trifolium pratense (red clover), 1659 nucleotides. RefSeq lists its product as uncharacterized. The transcript has a single exon. Bases 1 to 1410 code for a protein of 469 amino acids. Lineage: Eukaryota; Viridiplantae; Streptophyta; Magnoliopsida; Fabales; Fabaceae. The record is from RefSeq and is a predicted model, not a curated record.